This is a messenger RNA of Marmota flaviventris (yellow-bellied marmot), 1810 nucleotides long. It is a transcript of the gene Slamf8, whose product is annotated as SLAM family member 8. NCBI's taxonomy places the organism in Eukaryota, Metazoa, Chordata, Mammalia, Rodentia, Sciuridae. Gene Ontology annotation, biological process: regulation of B cell differentiation; leukocyte chemotaxis involved in inflammatory response. Gene Ontology annotation, cellular component: membrane. Gene Ontology annotation, molecular function: signaling receptor activity. The record is from RefSeq and is a predicted model, not a curated record.
AUGCAGGAAAUUCUGGUAACAGCAAGCAACACAUGAGCUUGUGCAGGGGUGUUUGCCAUCGCGCAUUAGCCAACCAUGUGCACAGGAAAGAGCCUGGUUUACAAGAAUCGGCUCCUGAAGACCCAGCGGGGCCGGCAGCCAACUUCCACUUUACUUGGGAUGUUUUCACUUUCGGGGCAUCUUGUUCUGAGUCAAGAUUCCUCCUUCUGAAUGUGGGACUUUCCAGAAGGACCGCGGCUCCUUCCAUGCAUCCACUUGGCCUGGGAUGUGCUGGAUUUUGGUUGUCGAGGGAGUUCGCCUGCUUCUCCGGAGAAGGAUGGCCACGUGCUUCCUAUGGAAUCUGCUUCUCUGGGAAGCUCUUAUUCCCAUGGCAGUUAUCGGUGCUCAAGUGCUGAGCAAGGUGGGGGACUCCGUGCUGCUGGUGGCUGAGCAUCCUCCAGGCUUCCAAGUCCGCGAGGCCAUCUGGAGAUCUCUCUGGCCUUCGGAGGAGCUCCUGGCCACGUUUUUCCGGGGCUCCCUGGAGACUCUGUACCACUCCCGCUUCCUGGGCAGAGCCCAGCUGCACAGCAACCUCAGCCUGGAGCUCGGGCCCCUGCAGUCUAGAGACAGUGGCAAUUUCUCUGUGCUGAUGGUGGACACAGGAGGUCGGGCCUGGACCCAGACCCUGCAGCUCAAGGUGUAUGAUGCGGUACCCAGGCCCACGGUUCAGGUGUUCAUUGCUGUAGCAGGGGAUGCUGAGCCCCUCAAGACCUGCCAGGCCUUCUUGUCCUGCUGGGCCCCUAACAUCAGUGACAUCACCUAUAGCUGGCGACGGGAGGGGACAGUGGACUUUGGUGUUGAGCCACAGAGCCUCUUCACAGACGGACAGGUGCUAAGUGUUUCUCUGGGACUAGGAGACAAGGACGUGGCCUAUUCCUGCAUUGUCUCCAACCCUGUGAGCUGGGACUUGGCCACAGUCACCCCCUGGGAGAGCUGCCAUCACGAAGCAGCACCAGGGGACGCCUCCUACAAGGAUAUGUUACUGGUGGUGGUGCCCAUCUCGCUGCUUCUGUUCCUGGUUGGUCUCUUCUUCGCGUGGCACUGUGGCCUCUGCUCAGGGAAAAAGAAGAGGGACGCCUGUACUGACCGAGUGGCUGCAGAGACAGAGAACCCCCUUGUGUAGAAAGUGCCACGAGAGACAAUAAAAUCUGACCACUGGGUCAUGAGGAAACCCCCUGUCUAAGCACAUGAUGCUCCCGGGACACAGCUGGUACCUGGAAACCUUCAGGGAACUUCUACCUCCUAUGACAUUUCUGGAACAGCCUGGGCAGCUGUCACACUGGCAGAACAGAAAGUAUUGGCAUAAACCUCAACACCUCUCCCUUCUUUCUCCUCACUGUUCAUGUCCUGGCUCUCACUGCUGGACAAGACGGGGCUAACAGGAUGUUCCCUCAAGAACACCAGGAGGCCGGGAAUGGUGGCACACGCCUGUAAUCCAACCACUCUGGAGGCUCAGGAGGAUUGCCAGUGUGAAGCCAGCCUGGGCAGCUUAGCAAGACCCCGACUCAAGAAGAACGACAAUGAAAAAGGCUGAGGAUGUGGCUCCGUGGUAGAGCACCCCUGGGUUUAAACCCAAUACUACCAGAAAACAACAACGACUCGAGACGUUCUCCAAGAUCACAAGAUCACUAUUCAAGGCACUCACCAUUCCCCAAAGAACUGCCUCCAGCUCUGGUCCUAGGCUCUAAAAGACGUUCAACAGGGGCUGGGGUUGUGGCUCAGCGGUAGAGCGCUCGCCUCGCACGUGCAAGGCCCUGGGAUCGAUCUUCAG